GGUCUGGAUUGUCCUUAUUUAUCCAGUUAUUUAGACUGGCACUUUUUUUAUGAUAGUUCAUUAACUGUUAGCCGUAAAAAUGCUAUCUGCAUCUUUGAGCAGAAUGCUGAGUUACCCAUACGACGGCAUUAUGAAAGCAUCCAGUUUCCUUUUUAUGGAGGGUUGGCAGAUUCAAAUCUGGUGUUUCGGACUAUAUCUACUGUUGGCAACUAUGACUAUGUCUGGAAUUUUAUUUUCUACCAAAAUGGAGCUGUUGGUGUUCGGGUCCAUGCCAGUGGGUACAUUCAAAAUUCAUUUUACUUUGGUGAUGCUGAAGACUUUGGCAAUAGAGUCCAAGAAUGGGCCUUGGGAACAAUUCAUACCCAUAAUAUUCAUUUCAAGGUGGAUUUGGAUAUUGGUGGUGUGAAAAAUACCCUGAUUGGUAAUGACAUGGCUUUUGAGACCUUGCAGGCCCCUUGGAGUCCAGAAAAUAAGAUCCAUCGAAUGAAAAAGGUUAGGGAAGUUUUGGACACUGAGAACAAAGCAGCAUUCCAUCUCCAUGAUGAUAUGCCCAGAUACAUUUAUUUUGCAUCCAACUGUACCAAUAAGUGGGGCCAUGAGCAUGGCUAUCGGAUCCAGACUGUCAGCUUUUCUGGAGACCAUUUGCCAGAAUCAGAUCCAAUGGAGCCAGGCCUAAGUUGGGGUCGUUAUAAGCUAGUUGUUACGAAGAGGAAAGAAAAUGAACCUUUCAGCACCACUAUCUACAAUCAGGUUGACCCAUGGAAUCCUCCUGUGGCCUUUGCUGACUUCAUAAACAAUGAAAGCAUUGUCAAUGAGGAUCUGGUUGCCUGGAUCAAUGCUGGUUUUCUACAUAUUCCACAUUCUGAGGAUAUACCCAAUACUGCAACCCUUGGGAAUGAAGUUGGUUUUUUCUUGAGACCAUACAAUUAUUUUGAUGAUGACCCUUCCAUGUAUUCUCCAGACAGUGUUUAUUUCAGCCACCUGCAGGACCCCACAUCCUGUGAGCUCAACCAACUUGCAUGUCUGGCAAAAAAGGCUUCGUGUUUGCCCAUUUUUCCUCCUUUCACUUAUGAGGGUUUUCAAAACAUGACAAUUUUCUAA
Messenger RNA from Pseudonaja textilis, 1101 nucleotides. RefSeq names its product primary amine oxidase, lung isozyme-like. Gene Ontology annotation, cellular component: plasma membrane. Gene Ontology annotation, molecular function: quinone binding; primary methylamine oxidase activity; copper ion binding. Gene Ontology annotation, biological process: amine metabolic process. NCBI's taxonomy places the organism in Eukaryota, Metazoa, Chordata, Lepidosauria, Squamata, Elapidae. The record is from RefSeq and is a predicted model, not a curated record.